AUGGCUCCCGAGGAGCUCGUCACCUCGGAUGACUACGAGUACCCACCGGUGACCAGCGCGAUGGAGAACCAGUGGGUGUCCUCCAGGGGGGAGCUCUUCUUCACCACCAUCUUCAUCCCCAUCCUCUACUCUCUCAUCUUCCUCCUCGGCCUGGUGGGGAACCUCUUUGUCAUCGUGCUGAUGGCCAAGAAGAGCAGGGGCAAGAGGAUGGUGGACACGUUCGUGCUGAACCUGGCGGUGGCCGAUGUCGUGUUUGUCUGCACGUUGCCCUUCUGGGUGGCAGCGGGGGCGCAAGGGAACCGCUGGCUGCUCGGCGAAGGGCUCUGCAAGCUCAGCAGCUACGUCAUCGCCGUCAACCGCUGCUCCAGCAUCCUCUUCCUCACCGCCCUCAGUGUGGAGCGCUACCUGGUCAUCAGGAAGGUGCUGGACACCAAGGUGAUGGGUUCCCAGAGACACGUGCGCGUCACCUGCGGCGUCAUCUGGGCCGUGUCCCUCCUCCUGGGCGCCCCCACCCUGCUGUACCGGCGGCUGGACGGGCACGACUGCUGGGAUGAAGAUGGAGAGGACUUCAGCCUGGCCAUGGUCUUCCUCACCUUCCUCCUGCCCUUGGGCGUCAUCUCCUUCUGCUACUGCUCCAUCUACUGCCGGCUCCAGCGCCACGUCCGCCUGGGCAGGGGUGUCCGACGGUCCCACCGCGCCAUCGUCACCAUCGUCACCGCGUUCCUCUGCUCCUGGCUGCCCCUCAACGCCUGCAAGGUGCUGCUCUUCUUCCUCGCCAAGGGGAUGCUGGUCCUGUCUCAGGGCCAGGAGGUGGCCCUCAGGUGGCUGGUGGCCACCAGCACCUGCCUGGCAUUCGUCAACAGCUGCGUCAACCCUCUCAUCUAUGCCCUGAUGGACGGACACUGCCGGCCCCGAUGUCCCCUAGGUCCCCGUGCGCCGGGGACAGGUCCCAGAGCAGCCGCCCCCUCCUCCACCAGCGACUCCAGCCUCCUCUUCGGCGUCUGGACCCGCUCCCGGUGCAGGACCCGGCACCAGCCGGCACCGGGGGGCACCCCGCUGAGUCCCCCCGCCUCGUCCCCAGGUGCCACCGCUGUCCCCCCUGGUCCCCAGCUGUGACCCCGGUGCGAUUCCCCAGGGAUCUGCCCCCCGGGAUGCUCCGCGUGCGGGGCAGCUUUGGUAACAGGAACCCAGUUUGAAUCCCAAUUAAUACAAAUUCAGCCUUAUC
This is a messenger RNA of Columba livia (rock pigeon), 1225 nucleotides long. It is a transcript of the gene GPR25, whose product is annotated as G protein-coupled receptor 25. Gene Ontology annotation, molecular function: C-C chemokine binding; C-C chemokine receptor activity. Gene Ontology annotation, biological process: cell chemotaxis; immune response; G protein-coupled receptor signaling pathway. Lineage: Eukaryota; Metazoa; Chordata; Aves; Columbiformes; Columbidae. The record is from RefSeq and is a predicted model, not a curated record. Bases 1 to 1116 code for a protein of 371 amino acids. Gene Ontology annotation, cellular component: external side of plasma membrane; membrane. The transcript has a single exon.